Knipowitschia caucasica is the source of this 687-nucleotide messenger RNA. The record is from the annotation of a GenBank genome assembly. NCBI's taxonomy places the organism in Eukaryota, Metazoa, Chordata, Actinopteri, Gobiiformes, Gobiidae.
AUGGAUUCUGCUGCUGUUCCUUGUUUCGCCGCUAGAGGCGCCAUCAGCCGCACCUGUGGCUCUGCUCCUCCGCACACGGACUGCUUCAGACGGUUUCAGAUCCAAAGGGCCGAGUGCGUCCGUCAAAGGGACAGAGUGGAGCACAGGGACAGAGUGGAGCACAGGGACAGGGUGGAGCACAGGGACAGAGUGGAGCACAGGGACAGGGUGGAGCACAGGGACAGAGUGGAGCACAGGGACAGAGUGGAGCACAGGGACAGAGUGGAGCACAGGGACAGGGUGGAGCACAGGGACAGGGUGGAGCACAGGGACAGGGUGGAGCACAGGGACAGAGUGGAGCACAGGGACAGAGUGGAGCACAGGGACAGAGUGGAGCACAGGGACAGGGUGGAGCACAGGGACAGGGUGGAGCACAGGGACAGUGUGGAGCACAGGGACAGAGUGGAGCACAGGGACAGGGUGGAGCACAGGGACAGGGUGGAGCACAGGGACAGAGUGGAGCACAGGGACAGAGUGGAGCACAGGGACAGGGUGGAGCAGAGGGACAGGGUGGAGCACAGGGACAGGGUGGAGCACAGGGACAGGGUGGAGCACAGGGACAGGGUGGAGCACAGGGACAGAGUGGAGCACAGGGACAGGGUGGAGCACAGGGACAGGGUGGAGCACAGGGACAGUAAAGCUUCUUAA